Hemicordylus capensis (graceful crag lizard) is the source of this 2506-nucleotide messenger RNA. It is a transcript of the gene DLK1, whose product is annotated as delta like non-canonical Notch ligand 1. Gene Ontology annotation, biological process: heterophilic cell-cell adhesion; establishment or maintenance of epithelial cell apical/basal polarity. Bases 340 to 1485 code for a protein of 381 amino acids. The record is from RefSeq and is a predicted model, not a curated record. Gene Ontology annotation, molecular function: calcium ion binding. NCBI's taxonomy places the organism in Eukaryota, Metazoa, Chordata, Lepidosauria, Squamata, Cordylidae. The transcript has 5 exons. Gene Ontology annotation, cellular component: protein-containing complex; plasma membrane.
AUUGCAGCAAAAUGGCGUGAACGUGAGAACGCUCCCUGCCCGGCGCCUCCUUCCCUCAUCAGAAUGGAAGAGGUUCGCCCUAGGUGAGGAGGGGAUUUGCACAUAUUCCUCCGGCAGCCGCUGCGUAAGAAGAACGGCUGGCGCCCUCCCCCGCCCUCCGUCCGCUCCCCUUCCUGGUAAACCAGCACGACGGCGGCGGCAGAAGCCUGCCCGGACGCAUCCAAUGUAGUUGGUGGUGGGACAGUCCUCCUCGCUGAGCCUAGCGUGCGCGCGCGUUGCCCUCCCCAGGCAUGUGUGUGAAGUAAGGGGCAUGACCGCCUUCUCCAGCCGCCUUGGAGGAUGGAUCUCCAGACUGCCACAUUCAUCUGCUGCUGCUGCUUCUGGCCGCUCAUCGGGCUCCCUCAUGCUCAAGGCAUUGAUUGCAAACCUGGUUGCCAUCCAGUAAAUGGGUUUUGUGAAGUUUCAGAUGAAUGCAGGUGUCAGCCUGGUUGGCAAGGGCCAUUCUGUGAUCAGUGUAUCCCUUUCCCGGGUUGCGUGCAUGGAAGCUGUGUCAGACCAUGGCAGUGUGUCUGUGAAGAAGGAUGGAUCGGCAGCCUUUGUGACACAGAUAUACAUCCAUGCUCUUCAAAACCUUGUACAAGUAAUUCAACUUCUUGCAUAGAAACUGGUGAUGGUGGAUACAUUUGUGUGUGCGCUCAAGGAUAUACAGGAAAAAACUGCCACGUGAAAAAGGGGCCAUGUAUAGUUAAUGGCUCUCCCUGCCAGAAUGGAGGAACCUGUGUGGAUGAAGAUGGCUUUGCAUCUCACGCUUCCUGUCUGUGCCUCUCUGGGUUUACCGGCAAUUUUUGCGAAAUCGAUAUUGAUGACUGUGAGCCAUACCCAUGUGAAAACGGAGCAACAUGCACAGAUCUUGUUAGGGGCUUCAGCUGCCACUGCCCCACUGGGUAUGGUGGCCUGCUGUGCAGUCACCGUGUCACCAUCUGUGCUAGCAGCCCAUGUGAAAACGGUGGGACCUGUUUCCAGCACCCUGAAGGAGCAUUUGAAUGCAUUUGCAAGCCACACUUUGUCGGGGCCACCUGCGCUUCCUCCAGCAGAAACGCAAGUGAGAGCACAGAAACUAAACCCAGGCCAAAUUCCCAUCCACGUCCAAAAGCUCACCACAAGCCAGUCCGCCCACGAGAGCAGGAAGUCCUGACCAUAAAAGAAGAGACCAUCGAAAACAGGCCCUCCUUGCUCAGUAAGAGCCAGGUGAUCUGCUUCAUGGUUCUAGGCUUGCUGACAUGUCUUGUUGUGCUGGGCACAACCGGGAUCGUCUUUUUCUCCAGAUUUGAAACAUGGGUAGCCAAUGCCAGAUACAGCCAUCUGGUGCGCAAGAAGAGAGAUUGCUUCCUGAAGACAAACGAUGGUGAGAAUCUUUCCGUUAACAUCAUCUUCCCCGAGAAGAUCAAGCUGACUAAUGACCAUAAAAGCUAUACAACCAUCUAGUCUCUGUCCAUAGCCUUUAUAUAGUGACAAACACCAUCAAGCUUGCAUUACUUUUGUUGUACUUAUAAUGGUUGGCUUUUAAUUUUUGCUUAUGAAAGCAGUUGCUGCUUUGGGACCUGUUGUCAGAUAGGAAUUGUAUUGUACUGCUGUGGCCCUCGUAUUAACUUGGUAACUAACUAAUUUCUUCCCCCCUCAAAAACAGAGGAAAACUAAGUUCAUCUUCCAAGCUAAUACAAGGCUCAGAAAAAUCCACACGCUUUCCACCCUUCAACCUCCUCUAAAUGCACCCUUUACUUGCCUUCCUGGCUGUGCUAGCAGAUGGUGAGCAGUGAGAAGGGGUUUCUCCCUUCCAUUUCUGCUAUCCGGUUCAUAGUAUGUCAGAGAUGUUUUCCCCCUCCUCUCUGCUCUUCUGACCUGACAUCCUGGGCCAUUAGCGUGUCAGGAAGAGAGGUGUGGUGGCUGCUGGGAGUUGUAAUCUUUGCACCCUUGUAAUUAUACAAACUACAAUUCCCAGCAGCCACCACUUCUUCCAAUGCAUUGAGAAUUCAGCAUGUCAAGUCAGAAUGACAGAGGGAGUGAAGAGGAAAAGAGCCUCCUUAGUUCAGUGCUUUUCCUCUGGCAGGCCAUUACAUUGGAAAGGAAAACCAACAGAACUCCACUCACUGUUGCCGCUGCUGCAGAAAUGAGUAAAAGGUACAUUUUGAAGAGUUUGGAGGGCUGGUGGGAAGAAGGUGGACUUCUCCAAGAACGGAAAUGGCCCUUGCGGGGCUAUGGAAGUUUGCCCUUCCUUGAAGGAGGCUUUUUCGUGCCCCUUGGGUUGGUUUCCAAACCCAAGCCAGGAGAACUUUGUUGACAUCUCUUUUGGAAACGAAUGCAAUUUGACUUACUGCUUCAAAAAGACAGGUGAACCUUUGUGAAAUAAGAGAACUGUUGUCCUGUGUAGCAUGUCUGGAAAGUGUGUUACUCCUAAAUCACUUACCAAUGCUUAUUUUUAAUAAAUAGUAAUUAAGGGCUAAAUGGA